Molecule: messenger RNA, 1918 nt
Organism: Rosa rugosa (rugosa rose)
Lineage: Eukaryota; Viridiplantae; Streptophyta; Magnoliopsida; Rosales; Rosaceae
Exons: 8
Coding region: 87-1514 (475 amino acids)
Biological process (GO): proteolysis
Cellular component (GO): vacuole
Molecular function (GO): dipeptidyl-peptidase activity; serine-type exopeptidase activity
Source: RefSeq, a predicted model, not a curated record
CACUCACCUGAACUCCAUCCUCAGCUGACCUUCUUCCCAACCGGAACACCUCCCAGACUCCAGUUCAGUUCCUCAGAACCUCAAACAUGGCAAAUCCCAAACACUCCCAUCUUUCUCUUAUCCAUCUCAUCAUCUUCAUCAUCAUCAUCAUCACUUCAUCUCUACCAUCACUUGCAUCCAACCGUCCCCCACGCUUCCUCGGAAAGUUCUCGCGUUCUUCACCGCCCGAUUCUCCGUCACCACCGGAACGACGUCAGCAGAAGCAGCAAAAACUGAUCCAAUACGAAACCCGAUACUUCUCCCAGAAUCUCGACCACUUCAGCUUCUCCGAAACCCCGAAAUUCCAACAGCGCUACCUCGUCAACGCCGAGCACUGGGUCGGCCCACAACGCCAGGGCCCAAUCUUUCUCUACUGCGGCAACGAAGGCGACAUCGUAUGGUUCGCCGAAAACACCGGCUUCGUCUGGGAACUCGCGCCGCGUUUUGGCGCCAUGGUCCUCUUUCCCGAACAUCGUUACUAUGGAGAGUCAAUGCCGUACGGGAGUGAAGAAGAGGCGUACAAGAAUGCCACUACGCUGUCGUUUCUUACGGCCGAGCAAGCGCUGGCCGAUGUUGCUGUGUUGAUCACGGAGCUUAAGCGAGAUUGGUCCGCGGAAGGCUGCCCUGUGGUGCUGUUUGGCGGUUCGUAUGGCGGAAUGUUGGCAGCGUGGAUGAGGCUCAAGUAUCCCCAUAUUGCUAUCGGUGCACUUGCUUCUUCGGCGCCAAUUCUUCAGUUCGAAGAUAUUGUGCCGACAGAGACGUUUUAUGACAUUGUCUCCAGUGAUUUCAGGCGUGAAAGUAGCAGCUGCUUUAACACUAUAAAAGAAUCGUGGGAUGCAUUAAUGACCGAGGGUCAGAAACAAAAUGGCCUGCACCAGCUGACAAAAACCUUCCAUUUAUGUGGAGAAUUAAAGAGGACAGAAGAUCUUGUAGAUUGGUUGGAGUCUGCCUAUAGUUAUUUGGCGAUGGUGAACUACCCAUAUGGGUCGGAAUUUAUGAUGCCUUUGCCCGGACACCCAAUAAGAGAGGUUUGCAGAAAGAUUGAUGGUUGUCCUGAUGGGACUAGCACUUUGGAGCGCAUAUUUGAAGGCAUAAGUGUAUAUCACAAUUACAGUGGAAAAGCUGACUGCUUUGAGCUGGAAGAUGAAUCUGAUGUCGGCACAGAUGGUUGGAAUUGGCAGGCUUGCACAGAAAUGGUUAUGCCAAUGUCUAGUAGCCGGGAUAGAAGCAUGUUUCAAACAUAUGAUUAUAAUUUCUCCUCUUUUCAAGAGUGGUGCUGGAAGCAGUUCAAUGUGAAACCAAGGUCUACAUGGAUAACAACAGAGUUUGGUGGACAUUGCAUGAUGAUCUUGUCUUUCUCUCCCCCAGUGUUUGGUAAGUGUCUUACAUGUGUUACUCCUGCAUCAUCUAAUUAUCUUGGUACCCCAUUUGUUGAAAUCAGAUGUCCAUGGAAAACAAGGAGCCAUAAAGGAUAAUUAUUCUUUUUGGAAUAAUUUUCUGAGUUUCUGCUAUGUACUAGUCUUGCAAUAUAUUUUGAAUCUUUAAUCAACAGUGUAGUAACUUUGGUUGAUUACUGUACGGGAGGAAGCAUUAAUUUACAACCUGCUAUUGUUUUAAGCUAGUUAUUUUCACAUUGAUUUUUUUAUACGGUUAUUUUCACCUUAAUUGCACUUCUAAAAUAUUGACUGUAAAAAGUCACAGUUACUACUUGGUAGUUGUUGAACUUCCAGGAAUUUUACCUUUAGAGGUAGUCUUUGAUAUUUAUGCUUUGCAGAAGUGCUUAUCUGCUGUCUGAACAGUGUGUGUUGUUCCUGUAGAUGUAACUAUUUCCCCUUUUCAAUAGUGCUGAGAUGAUCAUAACAUGGUUUUUCUUUCCUUC